Messenger RNA from Frankliniella occidentalis (western flower thrips), 7172 nucleotides. It is a transcript of the gene garz, whose product is annotated as Golgi-specific brefeldin A-resistance guanine nucleotide exchange factor 1. Gene Ontology annotation, molecular function: guanyl-nucleotide exchange factor activity. NCBI's taxonomy places the organism in Eukaryota, Metazoa, Arthropoda, Insecta, Thysanoptera, Thripidae. The record is from RefSeq and is a predicted model, not a curated record. The coding region runs from base 194 to 6349 and encodes 2051 amino acids. Gene Ontology annotation, biological process: regulation of ARF protein signal transduction. The transcript has 37 exons.
UAUAUUCGCCCCUGAAUCUCUUCUGUGUGUGUGAAGUGAGUUAGUGUGAGUGUGUGUUUUUGUAUGUGUGUGAGUAGUCGUGUUGGAAGAACAGACGUGCCAUUACGGUAGAAUUGACAGCUUGACGGUGUGCACAACAACAUCAAAUGUUCUGUUUCAAAGUGAAAUAAGUGAGACACCACCAUCUCCAACCAUGGGGCUGCCUGGAAAUGGAAUUUACGUGGUGCAGGGGGAAAUGUCCAUCCUCCUCACGUCAAUGAAAAGGGGCAACCGAUGGUCCUCUCACUCGCAUCAGGGUGAUGAAAAUGAUAGUCUAAUCCGAUUAUUUAUAAAGUUAAAAGAAUUACUCAACCAAGUUAGCGAUUUGCAUCAGCUUGAUCCUAAUAAUUAUUUUGAUCCAUUUCUGGAAGUUAUCAGAUCUGAAGAGACUACAGGACCUGUGACAAGUCUAGCCCUUGCAUCUGUUGCUAAAUUUCUCUCUUACAAUUUGCUGGAUUCGACAAAUAAAACAGUUCCAACAUGUGUGGAAAAUAUUGCAGAUGCUGUAACACAUGCCCGUUUUGUUGGAACAGACACUGCUAGUGAUGGAGAUGUGUUGAUGAAAAUCCUCCAGGUUUUGAGGACACUGAUGUUGUCUCCUGUUGGUUAUCUGCUGAGCAAUGAAAGCGCUUGUGAAAUCAUGCUAAGCUGUUUUCGUAUCUGUUUUGAGAUGCGCUUAGAUGAAUUGCUGAGGCGUUCAGCUGAGCACUGUUUAAAAGAUUUGGUCCAACUGGUCUUUACACGGUUGCCUGAGUUUUCUGAAAAUCAGCAUAUUCGGAUGAGUAUAAAGAAGCUUAAAAUGAGAACAGGAGUUGUGGAUCAAAAUUCAUCACGAGCAUCAAAACGAAAAGGCCGCUCUAUUACUCACAGUAAGCAUGGUCAUCAUAAAUCAGCAUUAAGUCAACCUCCUGAUUCCUCGCAUUCAACAACUGUUGACAAAAGUCAGACUUCUAAGGAUUCUGUCCUUCCUAGUUCAGCAGAUCUCAAUCAGAAAGGAAGUAAUCCAGCUGCUGAGCCUCAGGAUGGAACUCCAGUUAAAGAUAAUCCUCCCGAACAAAGUCUCAUGUCAGCUGCAGAUGCAGACUCUUUGCCAACUGGAACGACCGAGAGUGGUUUUUGUAGUGUUAGUGGAAGUGUUAGUAGUUGUGAGUCUUCCGGUGAAGGACAGACUUGUGUCGAAGUUCAGAGUAAUGAGGCUUCAAACUCACAGUCUAUUGCUGUUGGUGAAUUUAAUGAGGAGAAGCCAUCAGACGAGAACUCAGAGUUGGUAGCAGAGAACUCACCUUCUUCCAAUAAAGAGUCAGGGGAAAUUUCUAGUAAUCCUACAGAAUGCAGUUCUCAAGAGAAACAGCCAAAUCCAAAUGGAAAAACUGACACACAAAGUUCUCCAGGCAAGCAGCAGCCAACCUACAUUAAUCCACAAGGUGUCCGGUUUACUACUGUUGAAGAAGAGGAUUCAGAGGGAGCUCCUCUGUUACCUUAUGGUGUUGAAUGUGUUCGUGAACUGUUUCGCUUCCUCAUCUCUCUCUGUAAUCCAAAUGACAAACAAAACUCUGAGAAAAUGCUUCAUAUUGGCCUCACUCUGCUAACUGUUGCUUUAGAAGUAGGAGCAGAUAGUAUUGGCCAAUACCAAACUCUUCUUGUCCUCGUGAGAGAUGAUCUCUGCAGGAAUAUAUUUUCACUUUUGAAUACAGAACGCAUUCCUUUGCUAGCUGCCACAUUAAGGGUCACAUUUCUUCUCUUUGAGUCCUUGCGCACUCAUCUCAAAUUCCAACUUGAGCGAUAUUUGCUUCAGUUAGCUGAUAUGGUCACAUCAGAUUCUCCUAAAACAUCUUAUGAACACAAGGAACUUGCGCUGGAGUCUAUUGUGCAGCUAUGGCGAAUACCAGGGCUUGUUACUGAACUCUACCUGAAUUAUGAUUGUGACUUAUACUGCUCGAAUGUGUUUGAAGAUUUGGCUAAGCUGCUGUCUAAGAACACUUUCCCUGUAUCAGAGCUUUACAGCAUACAUUUACUCUCAUUAGAUGCCCUGCUGACUGUGAUUGAGUCAAUAGAAAGAAAUUGUCAUAGUAGGAUGCAAAGUGAACAUCAAGAAUCAGCUGUGUCUGUAAUUGCUCCUCGUUCUGAUGUCACUCAGGAUACAACAGGUUCAGUUCCCUCAGCAUCAAUAACACCUGUCUCAUCUGGCAGGUGCCAUGUGUCACAAAACAUUCCUACUCAUGAGCAAUUAAUGGCUGUGAAGAGAAAGAAAAAGUUGCUCGCAACAGGUACCGAACAUUUCAACUCCAAAGCUAAAAAGGGCAUCCAAUAUCUUCAGGAGCACCACCUUCUUGCAACUCCAUUAGACACUUCUGAAGUUGUGCAUUUUCUUCGCGAAAAUCCUCGCCUUGACAAGAAAAUGAUCGGAGAGUAUAUUAGUAAUCGUGAGAACCUUGCUGUUCUUGAUAGUUUUGUUAACUCAUUUGACUUUGCUGAUACACGUAUUGAUGAUGCCUUACGCCAGUACUUAGAGGUCUUCAGAUUGCCUGGGGAAUCACCACUUAUAUCUCUCCUUCUUGAACACUUUGCUGAUCACUGGCAUAAAAGCAAUGGGGAACCAUUCGCAAAUAAUGAUGCUGCCUUCACUCUUGCUUAUGCUGUUAUUAUGUUAAAUGUUGAUCAACACAAUUACAAUGCCAAACGCCAAAACAAUCCAAUGACACCUGAUGAGUUCAAAAGGAAUUUGAAGAAAGUGAAUGGUGGCAAAGAUUUUGAAGAAGAUAUGUUGGACGAAAUCUACACAUCAAUCAAAUCUUGUGAAAUUGUCAUGCCAGCUGAACAAACGGGCAUUGUCAGAGAAAACUAUCUUUGGAAAGUUUUGUUACGCCGCGGGGCUAGCAGAGAUGGGGUCUUUAUUCAUGCCCCUGGUGGUCUAUUUGACCAUGAUCUGUUCUCUCUCAUUUGGGGUCCAUCUGUGGCUGCCCUAAGUUUUAUCUUUGACCGCAGUCAGGAUCCUGUUGUUUAUCAGAAGGCCAUUUCAGGAUUCUUGAAAUGUGCGCUUAUAUCCGCGCAUUACGGAAUGAGUAAUGAUUUUGAUAAUCUAAUUAUUUCCUUGUGCAAAUUUACAACACUAAUAACUACUACUGAGACUGUCGAUUCACUUCCUGUCACUUUUGGAGCAAAUACUAAGGCACAGUUGGUGACCAGCACAGUCUUUGGCCUUGCUCAGCGUCAUGGAGAUAUAUUACGCCAUGGUUGGGCUAAUGUACUUGAAUGUUUACUACAACUUUACAAAUGUAAAUUGUUACCAAAAGCCUUGACAGAGGCUGAAGACUUUUUGGAAGCCAAUGGUAAAAUAUCACUAAUGAGGGAGGAAGCACCGUCACAGAAAAUUGAGACGGGUCUUUUAAGUUCUCUUUAUUCAUACAUUGCUCUGUCAUCUGAACCUGCAUCCCAGCGUAUGAUAUCACAAGAAGAUCAAGAACGUAUACAGCAGGCGAGACGUUGUGUAAGAGAGUGCCACUUAGAGCAUUUGAUCACUGAAUCAAAAUUUCUCAGGGUUGAUUCGUUGCAAGAGAUGGUGAGGGCCAUUAUUCUUGCUUCUCAUGGGCCAGAUGGCCAUCCAUUACUGGGAACAUCACAGAAUGAAAGCACAGCUAUAUUUUUCUUGGAGCUGUUGAUAAAAGUUAUUAUUCAGAACAGAGACAGAGUUGCAUCAGUAUGGUGUAAUGUCCGCGAUUACAUCUACAGUUUGUUGAUGGGUGCUGCAGCCUGUGAGCAUCCAUUCUUAAUGGAAAGAUGUGUUGUUGGUCUUCUGAGGCUGGCCAUAAGAUUAAUGCGCCGUGAGGAAAUGAGUCCUGUUAUACUUCAAUCUCUUCGUAUGCUGCUACUUCUAAAGUGGGUUCCGCUCUCACGCGUAUCCCGCAACGUUGCAUAUGGCAUUCAUGAGCUUUUAAAAACAAGUGCGGCAAAUAUUCACUCCGAUGCUGACUGGUCUGUCAUUUUCACAUUAUUAGAGGUGGUGGGUGCUGGAGCACCUGCACCUCGUGUCAUAGGUGAAUCCAGUGCUCAAGAGCUUCAAUCUAAUGAUCAAGGAGCAAAAUCUGAUGGCGAGCUACAAUUAGGAUCUCAAGAAGACAGUGGGAUAGGUACUGAACGAGGCUACACCUCUGACUCAGAGCUCAGCCGCAGCACCAGUAGUUUUCCCACUCAAAAUCUUACUCAGCCUCUUAGUCCAACUAUCAGUCCAGAACUUUCUCCAAGCAACACAAACAAUGGUGGAUGGAUCCUGGUUGGUAGAGAGGGUGAGAUACAACCUUUACCUAUGAGGUCAUUAAGGUCACCUGUGAAUAGUCCUUCUUGGGACCGAGAGUUACAUGCUCAUGACCCCUAUGCUCUAAUAAAAUGUUGUGAAAGUCUCACCUUCCUCGUGAGGGAUGUUGCUCACAUUACUCCAUACAACUUUGAAUAUUGUGUACACUGCAUUAGGACAUUUGUAGAGGCGAGUUUGCAUUCAACUGACAAAAAGCUUUCUCGGAAACCUGGAAGCCAUGCUAAAGAUAUUAAUGCCAAACCUCGUAAGAAACUACCCAGUUUGAGAAGAAGAGAAGAUCCAAACUCAGGAAUUGCGCAGCGUAGGGCACGUAGUCCUCAAAACAAUCCGUAUGAUGCUGAUGAGAGUGAUUCUGAAGAACUCUCCUCGGAAUACCCAAUCCAGUUGUUGGAUCUGAUGCAUACUCUACAUACUCGCACAGCUCAGAUAUACCGUUGGUGGGCAGAAGAAAGUGGAGACGUUCAACAACCAUCUCUCUGGACAGUUGGUUGGUGUCCUCUAUUGCAAGGCAUUGCUCGCCUGUGCUGUGAUAGUCGUAAAGAUGUGCGAAUGAGUGCUAUCACAUACCUUCAAAGUGCUUUGUUGAUGCACGACCUGCAAACAUUGAGUGCACAAGAAUGGGAGUCAUGUUUCAGUAAGGUGUUAUUCCCUCUCUUGGCUCGACUGUUAGAACCAGUCUGCCCUGGAGACCCAUCUUGCAGAACUCGAGAAGAAGAAACCCGCAUGCGUGGAGCCACACUGCUCAGCAAGGUUUUCCUCCAUCACUUGACACCCCUUCUUUCACUGCCUAAUUUUACUCCUUUGUGGUUGACAAUUUUGGACUUCCUUGACAAGUACAUGCAUUCAGACAACAGUGAUUUACUGCUGGAAGCAAUUCCUGAAACAUUAAAAAAUAUGCUUUUGGUGAUGGACUCUGCAAGAGUGUUCUCUUCCCCUGAUGGUUACUCCCCUUUGUGGACUGUAACAUGGGAAAGGAUAGACAGUUUCUUGCCAUCACUGAAACAGGAGUUUAUCAAGGCACAUCCAUCAGAAAAAGCCAAAUCUGUCUCUGAAGAGUUGCCUCAUAGUCCAGAUUAUGAAGUUGUUCCAAAUGAGCAAGAAGCAUGGCUUCUUCAACGGCAACAGCAACAAAAUUAUCAGCAACAUCUAUCACAGCAAGUGCCUCAAACUCUACAGUCAGAACAGCAGCAGUUGCAACAGCAUCAGCAGCCUGAACAGUGCCCACAAACAGAACAGGAUCUCCAUCAACAAUCAGAACAUCAGGAGCACGGUCAUCCUUCUCAGCAGUCUUUCAUUCAGGGGGAACAAGAUUAUAAUCAACAUGCAGUGGGCUUUACUCCAAUUCAAGCAGCUGCUCCUACUUCAAACAUUGACUCAAAUAUUCUACCACAUCAGCCAAUUCCUCUUCUUGGGCCAACACCCAUAGUAGCUCCACCACCCAUACAAGGUGUCUCCAAUAACGCUAUCCUCCAGCCCCCCCUUUCAUUACCAGCAGUUUCAGGAUUCCCUUUGCAUACUACUAUGUUUCCUCACAUGGGACAACUUGUGUCGACACCGAUUACUGGGCCACCAAUUACUACAUCAACCAGUCCAGAUCCAAAUCAAAGUCAAUUCGAACCACCAGGAAAUACUCAGCCAUUUUUAACUAACCAGUCUUCUCUUGGAAUUACCCCUGAAGCUGUUCUAGAAGCAUUUACACCAACACGUAGUGGUUCUGUGUUAUCUGGUAGCUCCUUUGUCAGCAAUCCUCCUUCUAUUCCCAAUCCAAAUGAAGGAGGUAUCAUUUCUGCAUCUCGUUACUUCUACCAGGAUCAGUCUCCUUUAUCAUUUGCACCACCUGGGGCUUUUCAAGCACAAGUUUUAAAUCCAGCCACUGCUACAACAGUAAUGGGAAAUAAAGGAAUUCUUCUAGAAGGAGCAAACAUACCAACCCUUCCAAUAUUAUCCUCUUUUGUAUCUACUGAGCAGCCAAGUAUUGAAGAUCAGAAAGAGAGUUAAUUUCUGUAUUUUUACUUUCUACAUGUUUGACUAAUUUUUAAGCUGAAGCCAAAUGUUUGUGUCCGUGUAUUUUAAUGUACUAGUUUUUGGUAGUUCAUAAACUUAUUAAAUACCUCUCUAUGUACACUCUUAAAAAAUCUGCAAUCAAUGUUCAGGUUCAAGGAACUGACUCUGUUGCUGAAUGAGUCAAAGGCAGCAGAUUAAGAAAGUUCUAAAACUAACUGCUAUACCGGUAUGGUACAUAGCUUUUAUUACGAAUUUAUUCACCGUUUUGUGGUGUUUAUGUAAUUCUAUGACUCCCAGCUAGCUUUGAUUCCCAAUUUCUUUGCAUUUGACGCUCAGGGUAUUAAACUUCAUUAUCAAUUGUGUUGUCAAAUAAAAAUCUUUUGUUUUUUUUUUUCUUUCUGAAAUUUAUUUUUGUAAUUUAUUAUUGUUACUGUGAUUGGAUUUUAGGAAUAGACUUGUUUGCCUCAUUCAGGGUUGCAUUAUAAUUAUUUUAGUGUUUUCAACUAGAAUGAAACCUAUCUGAAGUUGAAAAAUCAUGUAAGAAUUAGAGUUGAGGCUUGAGGAAGAGCGGCUCAUUCUCAUGAUUGAAGUGUCCUUUUUCCGUUUUGUUCAUAAAUUGAUUGCAGAUUGCUCUACAAAGACUUAGUCCAUCCUAUGAAUGGAACAUGUGCGCUUCCUUCAUGGAAUGAAGUUUAUAAAUGAAGUUUUGUAAUAUACAGUAAAGGAAUAUGUUUUAACAUUUGUCACAAUUGUUGUAUAAUUUUAAGUGUAUCUAUCUAUACAGUUAUAAAAAUAUAAAUUUGUUUCAAAAUAAUAA